UAUAACUGUUGCAGGCCGAGCAUGAGCCUGGGUUGGUCAUUGGCGAGUUGGGUGGUGUGUGUGUGGCGGGUGUCGCUGUGUCCCAGGGAAAAGUUCCUCCGCAAAGGAGGAGCAGUAACUCCGGGACGCGUUCCCGAGGCGGGGCGGUCCCUCCCUGCGCCGUCCUUGAGCUGUUCGUGGCGCGCUGCUGCCCGCCCGUGAGUGCCGGGCCCGGGCUUUAAAUGGGAACCGCAUUGCUGCCCCCGUGUGCCUCAGCUUUCCGGCCGCUAUAGCGUUUCCUUGGGAUCGGCUGAAGUGUAGGGCGCGAUGUCCCAGGCGCUGGCGAAGGAGGUCCCGCAGCAGGAGGGCGAGGGCGGCUCCCGGAGGAGCGGCUGGGGCCUGCUGGUCACGGCCGGUGUGGGAGGCACCUUGGUGGCCCUCUAUGCUGUGGCCACCCCCUUCGUGACCCCGGCCCUGAGGAAGGUGUGCCUGCCCUUCGUUCCUGCCACCACCGCUCAGAUCCAGAAUGUGCUGAAAAUGCUGGAAAACAGAAGUGGCUCCCUAGUUGACAUUGGUAGCGGGGAUGGCCGCAUUGUGAUAGCAGCUGCAAAAAGGGGAUUCCAGGCUGUAGGUUAUGAAUUGAAUCCCUGGCUAGUCUGGUACUCCAGAUACCGUGCCUGGAGAGAUGGAGUACAUCAGAACACCAAAUUUUAUAUUUCAGACUUAUGGAAGGUUUCUUUUUCUCAUUAUAGAAAUGUUGUUGUUUUUGGAGUACCUCAAAUGAUGCCACAGCUGGAGAAGAAGCUAGAAGAAGAACUUAAAUGUAAUGCCAGAAUCAUUGCCUGUCGCUUUCCUUUCCCUUGCUGGAUUCCAGAUCAUACUACUGGAGAGGGAAUAGACACUGUGUGGGCCUACGACUUGAAACAUUCUAGAGCACGUGAAACAAAAAGCUUGGAAAUAACACUAGAGACAGAAUCUUAAACAUUGAAUUUGGAUUUUUACAGAAAUUUUUAGCUUUGACUGGACCUGUUGAAGAUGAGAUUAACAUGGAGAGAGCCCUGGCAUAUGAAGAUGUGUAUGCACUAUAAGAACUGAAGUACUGUGGCUGUCUGAACGCACACAAAGGUUACUGAAAGGUGUAGUUAAAUGACUUAAUAUGAUGUCCUGGUUUAACUCCAUCUAGCAGUGGAGUACCAUGUGGAGAUUCUCAGUUCAGUCAAAGAGAAUUCUCCCAGGCUUCAUGCCUGGGAAACUUAAAGAGGAAGAAUGAAAACAAUUAUUAUCUCUUUCUGUUCAUGUUGUUUAUAUAUAUGUACCUUCAGAGUGUGCUAUUCAUAGUUAACCAAUAAUGUGAAAGGUUUUUGCUUUGAGACCAAUCAAAUUUCACCUUAGCAAUCCUGGUUAUAAAAGGAAGUGUCCUUUUCACUACCUCUUAAUAAAAACUCUCUUUUUCGCCUUUUGAGCCAUGGA
This is a messenger RNA of Serinus canaria (Common canary), 1449 nucleotides long. It is a transcript of the gene ATPSCKMT, whose product is annotated as ATP synthase c subunit lysine N-methyltransferase. Gene Ontology annotation, biological process: regulation of mitochondrial ATP synthesis coupled proton transport; peptidyl-lysine trimethylation; positive regulation of proton-transporting ATP synthase activity, rotational mechanism. Gene Ontology annotation, molecular function: protein-lysine N-methyltransferase activity. Lineage: Eukaryota; Metazoa; Chordata; Aves; Passeriformes; Fringillidae. The coding region runs from base 307 to 960 and encodes 217 amino acids. The transcript has 5 exons. The record is from RefSeq and is a predicted model, not a curated record. Gene Ontology annotation, cellular component: mitochondrion.